AUGAGAUUCACCUUCAUCGCUGCUCUCGCCCUCAUCGGCACCGCUCUGGCCAACCCGGUGGCCCAGGACAGCGGCAAGAAGAUCCCCAUCGGCCAGCCUUGCAAGAAAGACGGCAGCAUGGGCAUCUGUGAAGGAGGCUUCUGCUUGCAAGCAGAGAACCAGCCCCAGGGCACCUGCCAGCAGCAGUAG
Messenger RNA from Monascus purpureus, 189 nucleotides. The record is from the annotation of a GenBank genome assembly. Lineage: Eukaryota; Fungi; Ascomycota; Eurotiomycetes; Eurotiales; Aspergillaceae.